AUGAGUGUUUCUUCUUCUACCAUGCUCUCCUAUUUUUCACUACUAGUUGUACUAGUAAUAUUCCCUGCUUGCACCACUUGUUUUGACAUUACUAAACUACUAUCUCAAUACCCUUCUUACAGCACUUUCAGCAACUACCUCACCCAAACCAAGCUGGCAGACGAGCUGAACAACAGGGAAACCGUUACCCUCCUCGCCGUCGAUAACGCCGGGUUAGCCCCGAUCUCCGGCGAGCCAAUGGACGUCAUCAAGAGGGUGCUCAGCAUCCAUGUCAUUCUCGACUACUUUGACGUCGAGAAAUUCCACAACAUGGGUGACCAGACUAUCACCGUCGCCACUCUGUUUCAGACCACCGGCCAAGCUCAGGGGAUGCAGGGGUUCAUGAAGAUCACCGAUCUCAGCACCGGCUCCGUCACUUUCAGCUCCGUUUCCGAUCCCAACGCCACCGGCGCCAAAUUGAUCAAGGACGUUUUCUCUCAGCCUUACAAUAUCUCCAUCGUGCAGGUCAGCACCGUCAUCAUGCCACGCGCUCUGCUCGACGGCGCGCCAUCACCUUCUCCCGUACCGGUUGUUUCACCUGUUCCGGUAGCCACCCCAAUUCCCGUUCCGAUGCCUGUAGUAUCACCUGUGCCGGUACCCGCGCCCGUUCCUGUAGUUUCACCUGUACCGGUGGUGUCUCCGGUGCCGGUAGCCACACCAGUUCCAGUUCCAGUUCCGGUGGUAUCACCUGUGCCAGUGGCGGUUCCAAUACCAGUUCCGGCGCCUGCAUUGUCUCCUCCUAGUCCGACUCCGGGUUCGGUUUCAGGCCCGGGUCCUAAUGCGGGUGACGACGGAAGUGAAGCGCCGGCAGAUUUAAGUCUUUCGCCUGGUGGUGGUGCUGAUAAUGGAGGAGAGGAUCCUAAUUCAAAUUCAGGGGUGAACAAGUUAUGUGUGAACAGGGCUUUAGCUAUUCUUGUUACUUUCUUAUCAGUGUAUGUGAUGUAUAAUAAUAAUAAGAGUUGUUAG
Messenger RNA from Lotus japonicus, 1005 nucleotides. Its product is annotated as fasciclin-like arabinogalactan protein 14. The transcript has a single exon. Bases 1 to 1005 code for a protein of 334 amino acids. Lineage: Eukaryota; Viridiplantae; Streptophyta; Magnoliopsida; Fabales; Fabaceae. The record is from RefSeq and is a predicted model, not a curated record. Gene Ontology annotation, cellular component: plasma membrane.